This is a messenger RNA of Drosophila nasuta, 2186 nucleotides long. It is a transcript of the gene bora, whose product is annotated as aurora kinase A activator-like protein bora. The record is from RefSeq and is a predicted model, not a curated record. Bases 120 to 1820 code for a protein of 566 amino acids. Gene Ontology annotation, biological process: regulation of mitotic spindle organization; regulation of mitotic nuclear division; activation of protein kinase activity. Gene Ontology annotation, cellular component: nucleus; cytoplasm. Gene Ontology annotation, molecular function: protein kinase binding. Lineage: Eukaryota; Metazoa; Arthropoda; Insecta; Diptera; Drosophilidae. The transcript is spliced from 2 exons.
AGUUUGCUUUGCGCUUCGCAACACUGUAGCAUUUGAAAUAGCGACAGCUGCCUGCAUCAGGCAGCGCCGGAGAAAAAACUUGUUAAAAUUUAGUUAAAACUCGAUUAAAUCAAUUAAAAAUGUACACAGAUGAAGUGCGAACACCACAAGCACUUAGGGCAAGGUAUUAUGCCAGCUUUAAUGAGAUAACACGUCGAGUAACAACAAGCGGUAGACGCAGCAGUACAAACAAUAAUUGUCUAUCGACGGCGACUGCGACAGCGACGCCUACGAAUGGCGCCAAGCAGCAGAAAUCAAGGAACAGUCCACAGAUGUGCACAAUUGUGUGCACUCCGCCUCCCAAGCGGCUACACAAGGUGCGCAAUCCAUUUGAAGGCGCUUUAACCGAUCGACUGCAUUUGCCGCUAAUCGCCAGUCCUUCGCUGUUUCAGUGCCGUUCGCGUACGCCACAAUUGUCGUCCACACAGUUUGAGUGGGACAUUGAAGAGGUGUCACAACUAAAGCCCGCCGAUGUAGAACCCCAUGAAACCCAAUUUCACGACUCACCCGAUCCUGAGCAGGAAUCAAAGGCUCAGCUGGCCAUCAGUGCUUUUUUUAAGGAAUCUCACAUAGUACCGAGUCCAGUGGAUUGUCCGCUGCGCAAGCAACGCAUCAUUCUACAUGAACACGAUGAUAAUACGCCCAUUUCGAACAAGACAAAGUUACGUUCACGUGACUGCGAAGUGCAAACGGAGCUCACCCUGCCGCCUGUGCUGCCCCAGGCCCUGGAGGAGGCACUGCGUCCCUAUUUCCAACCCCACUUGGCGGCCUCGCGUGUUAUCAAGUCCAGCGGCAGCGGUAGUGUUGACAUGUUCAACAGUUCCAUGCGACGCAAACUCUUCGAUCUGCAAAACAUUAUUGUGCUGGGAGAGCUGGAACAACUUCAGAACUCGGCUGCCGAGGAGCAUGCCCAGAUGGUCGGUUCCAGUCCCCAGCGUAAGCAAACGCUGUUCGCCGGCCGUCUCUCGGACUCCGCGGGCGAAGGCUCCAGCAGCUUUGGCUGCCUUUCGCCCAUACGCAAUCUUUGCGGCCUUCCGCCGGGCACACCGGAUGAUGGCAAUGGAGACGGCAAGCGGCGGCAGCUGCUUCACGAACUGAUCGAUCUGCCGUCGCCCAUUGCCCCGUCGGAGCAUUUGAGUAAGCGCCAGCAACGUAGCAUCAGCUGCAGCAGCAGCCAAAACAAUGCCACGAUCUCUGAGCUGACGUGCAAGUUCACGCCGGAUCGCAGCUCGUCACCCAUGGCGUUGGAGUACUCCACAGAUAGCAGCAUCAAUCAGCGUGUGAGUCGCUUGCAUGUGAAUAGCGCACGUCAAUUGCCCAGCGCAUCGCUGAUUGAAGAGCAGGCAGAGCAAGAGGAUGAGACUGAAACCGAUGGCGCCGAGCUGGAAACGGAUACGGAGGAAGAGGAAGGGGAUCAGGAAGAAGACGGCAUGCAAUUGUCACAGUUGUCUACAGUUAGCUUCAAUUGCAGCUCCUCCAAUUCGGACACGCCGCGUGGUCAUCGUCGUCGUCGCUCCGCCAAUCGCAAGAAUCUAUCGCAAUCGUUCAUAAUAAAUCCUCUGGAUGGUGGCGAAGAGAUUGAGCUGGAAGCUGGAGAACAGGUUCAUGAGAUGGAAAUUGUGACUGAAACAAAUACAGCCGCAACUGGACAACGCGUUGGAUUCUAUCGCACUGACAGUGGAUUCAAUGAGACCUCGAGUACUUCGCAUUUCGCCUGCUCCCAGGAGACGUCGCUGGAUGUUUCCAUGGUUUGUUGUUCGACACCUUCGACGCGUUCCUGACAAAAGUCUCGUUAAGAUUCUCCCAAAUACUACGUUUAGUUUUGUAGUCCAAAAUUUCAAUGCAAUAAUCAUUUCUGAAUCGAAUAGAAUGGAAAGGAAGACACGAAACAACUGCCAUUUUUAGCCCACCGUUGAUGACCACUAAGGCCUUUCUUAUUCGUACUAUUUAUUGUUAAGUUUAGUUCAAAAGUUUACUCUUACUAUUUUUAUAUGUGUUUUAGCAAAUUUUAAAUGUUCAUCAUGUGUCCCCAUAAAGCUGCCAAAAUAGCUGUAUAAGUUCAUGUCAUUUGCAAUUUCGUAUUAAUUGUCCAUACAAUAAUUUAAGUUAACCAUUUAAAUUUUUAUUGAAAUAAAGGAAUUCAACAA